Molecule: messenger RNA, 3244 nt
Organism: Pseudomyrmex gracilis
Lineage: Eukaryota; Metazoa; Arthropoda; Insecta; Hymenoptera; Formicidae
Exons: 5
Coding region: 1473-3239 (588 amino acids)
Cellular component (GO): nucleus
Molecular function (GO): DNA binding
Source: RefSeq, a predicted model, not a curated record
AGUUUAGACAAUUUUUACUUUACUCAGCUCCGGCUGUGCUGCAAAAUGUUUUUAACGAUGAAUACUAUGAGCACUUUAUUUUGCUGCAUUGUACAAUGCGUCUUUUGAGUUUCGAAAAUAUCGAUGAUGAUACUUUUGUGCAUUGCCAAGAAGCUGUUGAAACGUACGUUGACAUGUGUGAACAUUUGUACGGAGAACAAUUUCUGUCAUACAAUGUACACGGCCUUCUACAUAUAUAGUAGGUGAUGUUAAACGACUCGGGUCUUUGGAAUCGUUUAGUGCUUUCGACUAAGAAAAUAAUAUGCCUCAAUUUCGGAAGUAUAUUCGCAAACCGCACCUUACAUUGCAACAGUUCUAUAACAGAAUAUCUGAACUGAACAACGUAAUCCUAACAUCUUUAGAUGACAAUGUCCAAGUUCGUGGCUCAAAAAGUCACNCAGAAGGUCCUUUAGUACAAGAGAUUUCCGCCCAAUUUUGUCGGCAAUUUCAUAAAUUGCAAAUUAGAAAAAUUAUAUUUUCAACCACUGAGCGUGACAACUGCUGCCUGCUGAAAAACUUUGAAAUCUGNAUAAUACAGAACAUCAUACAGAUAGAAGAAAAUAUUUUGUUCAUCGUAAAAAAGUUUCGUACAAACGUUAUGUUAUAUAACGUUGGAGUGACGUCAGAUUUUGCUGGGGUAUACCAUUGCUCAAAUUUAUCAGUUGCAAUCGAGGCAAUUACUCUAAUCAAUGUUAAAGGAAAGAUGUAUAAAAUGCCGAAGUGGAGUGCCCACGAAGGCCAGGAAGAGCGCAUUCUUGAAAACGAGUGGAUAUGCGCAUCGCUUAUCACACCUCUNGUAUUACCUGAAUAAUGAAUAAUCAGAGUAAUGCUAAACAAAAUUGUCUGCUAAUUAUUAAAAACCUCCGAAAUCGAACAAAGAUGGAUAAAGGAGAAGGAAAUAAAAAAAAGAAGAAAUAUUCUAAAAUUUCUGGCAGCGGUAGAUUGGUGACACUACCAGAACGGUUUAUGACAUCAUCAUCUGAUGAAGCUUUGAGGAGACCAAAAACCUCUCAAGGUAACAAAUGUAUGAAAACAGAACUUCAUCGACUUCGACUGCUAAUGAACGAAAGAAACAAGAUCGGAGAAAAAUCGGUUAAUACGGCUAAUAUAUUGGAGAAAAUCACUAUUCCGAGUACGUCGGAAAAAAUGAAGAAUGCUCCAGCAUCUAUUUCCGUAUAUUCACAAGUAGACACUUCUAAUAGCGAGACGCAACUAUUUANGCCUUCAGAGUCCGUAGCAUGUGCAAAAUCUACAAUUACAAUGUUUCCUGUUUCUCGGACAAGUGAGUUAGAAAACGCAGGAAAAGAGAUGAGAUGCACAUGUAAAAACCAAGACAUUCUUAAUCGAUUAACGCCAAGAACAAAAAAGGUAAACCCUACUACUCCAAAUUGGACUUGCAAAAUGCUGUUGAUGCUGUGAAGAGAGGCAGCUCAAUGUGGGCAGCUAGUCAAAACUACAAAGUUCCCUACAGCACUUUGUCUACAAGAGUAAAAGGUGUCUACGACAUGGAUGUAACAAGAGGUCCUAGUAGUGUUUUUAGUAAAGAAGAAGAAAAAGACAUUGUCACUUGGAUCUUCAAUAUGAGCAGAUGUGGAUUUCCAAUCGAUAAACAGCAUUUACUCGAUACAAUACAGAAUAUUGUACAAAAAACUGACAGGAAAACACCUUUCACUGAUGGUAGACCAUCCAAACAUUGGUACAGUGCUUUUUUGAGAAGAAAUCCAGAGCUCUCCGAGAGGAUGUCUCAAAAUUUGACCAAAGCAAGAUCAGAAGUUUCAAGAAAGUCUUUCGAAGAUUGGUACACUGAAGUUGGUGGAUACCUUGAAGAAAAAAACUUGAAAGACAUUGAUCCCAGCAGUGUAUUUAAUCUAGAUGAAUCUGCAUUUAUGUUGUGUGCGAAGAGUGGUAGGGUGUUAGUGUCAAAAGGAAUUAAAAGUGUAUACAAUGUGUGCAAAAGUGAUAAGGAGUGUUACACAGCAUUGAUUGGGGGUAAUGCAGCAGGCACUCUUCUUCCCCCAAUGAUUCUGUACAGUUAUGAGAGAAUACCUAAAACGAUUGCAAACAAUUUUCCAAAUAGUUUCAUCAUAGGAAAAAGUGAUACUGGCUGGAUGACAAGUAGUACAUUUUAUUCGUACAUAGUGAAUCACUUCCAUCCUUGGUGUAUUAAAGAAAACAUACCUUUUCCGGGAAUUAUUUAUGUGGAUGGGCAUAGUUCCCAUUUAACCAAAGCAUUAAGUGAUUAUUGCUGUGAUAAUCAAAUUGAGUUGAUAGGACUCGUGCCAAAUGCUACUCAUUUACAUCAGCCCAUAGAUGUUGGCCUUUUUCACGUAUUAAAAAAUGCUUAUAAAAACAGGCUCAGAGAGUGGAGACAAAACCAUGAUGGCCAAUAUCCAACAAAAGUUUUUUUUCCAACGGUGUUGGAGAAAGCUUUAAGUGACUUGGACUUAAAGGAAAUUCUUAAAAAUUCCUUUGAGAAAUGUGGUUUGCAUCCUUUUAAUCACAAUAGUAUAGAUUACUCAAAAUUGAUACCAUAUGAUCCUGUACGUAUCAUCAGUAAUGAUCAAAACCAUGAUGAACCAUCGCCAACUGUCUCAUCACCUCACCAACUAUCUCACAACAUUGAAUCUAUGAUAAAACCAGAUGUUUUGAAGAUGUUUAAAGAGAAUGUAAGUCCAGACUGGAAAGGAUCUAUUGAAUACAAGAAAUUAUUUGUUGUUUGGCGUCAGUGUAUUAAUCAAUCAAGUAACAAAGUGAGAGGUGCUGAACCUUUAUGCACAUCAAACAUUAACUGUCAGUCAAGUGUGAAUACUGGGUGUCAACUACACAAAAAUGGUUCAUUUGAAGUCACUGUAACUAACAAUACCGUGACAUCUCAAGUUCCUGAGGAAAUUGUCAGUGAAUUGGUGCAAGAUGGCAUAGUAGAGACAGUACAAUUAAUUGAGCAUCAUUUAGAUGUGGAUAAUUCUUGUACGCCAAACAAUGUUGAAAGUUCUUCGCUCAAUAAUAGAUUUGAUAACAGCUUAUCGCUGAGAAACCAAAGUAUUCUUAGGGACUUGCACAACAUUGAUCAUUCUCAAAAGGAUGAAUAUCAUGAAAAUGAUGGUGGUAGUCCUCUUAAUUUAAGUGUACCUCAUAAGAAUGAAAGAGCCUUCCCUGAGCCUGGUGACUUUCAAAAUCUAUUUUCGAUUACACAAGGUUAACUUUU